CGCAUGCGCAGUCGGGGCGAUCCUCCUCCCUGAAGAGAGUGACUCUGUCCUGGUUCGCGGCGGGUUGUGUUUUUUUUCUUUCCCUUCCCUGUCAUGGCUGCCGAAGACCAAAGGAAGGCGACCUGAGGGAAAAGAAAUGAGUUGGUUCAACGCCUCUCACCUCUCGACCUUCGCCAAGCAGGCCCUGUCGCAGGCGCAGAAGUCCAUCGACCGGGUGCUGGACAUCCAGGCCGGAGAGGAAGAGGAGGAAGGAAGCCCCCGGGUCAGGCCUGGAGAGGCGGGAACCAAUUCUCUUACAACUGGAGGUUGGGAUUCUUCAACAUGGGGAACCAACUCAGUUGUAGAACCCCAAAGUCUGCCAAUAUCAUCUCCUACAGCCAUCACCAAGCCAGUUAGGAGGACUGUGGUGGAUGAAUCAGAUACAUUCUUUAGUGCCUUUCUCUCACCAACUGAUGUACAGAACAUACAAAUAAGCCCAGUGGUAUCUACACCACCCACCAAAUCCCAGCGCCCCAAAGAAGAAGUAAAAAGCACAAUACAGGAAUCUCUUGAUGCUGACUCACCAGAAGCAGAGGAUUUCCCUGCAACUUCAACUGUGGAACUGAUAGACUUCAGUGAUUCUCAGGAAGCAGUAGAAGGAAAUAAUUCUGUUUCUAUUACUGAAGAUGUGUGUGAUGAAAACAAUCCUAAAGAUGAUGAUCGAAAGGAAUCUCCUGACAACCCAAAAGAAGCAGACUCCACUGUUGUGGUGAAUUCCAGUUCAGGAGGCAAUGGGCCUGAACUUACACCUGACCUCUCUGCACAAUCUCUGUCUUCAGAGGCAAAAAAUGUGGCCCUGGACACAAAAGAACGCAAAAGCGAGGAUCGGCAAAGUAAUACACCUUCCCCUCCGGUUAGCACUUUUUCCUCGGGGACAUCCACAACUAGCGACAUUGAAGUUCUGGACCAUGAAAGUGUAAUAAGUGAGAGCUCAGUGAGUUCAAGGCAAGAGGCUUCUGAUUCAAAAGCUAGUCUUCAUCUCAUGCAAACUUCAUUCCAGCUCCUCUCAGCGUCUGCAUGCACUGACUAUAACCGUCUAGAUGACUUUCAGAAAUUGACUGAAAGCUGCUGCUCCUCUGAUGCUUUUGAAAGGAUUGACUCAUUUAGUGUGCAGUCUUUAGACAGUAGAAGUGUAAGCGAAAUAAACUCAGAUGAUGAAUUGUCAGGUAGGGGAUGUAUUUCGGCAUCUGUCAACAUCAGCACCCCUGUACUGAAAAGUGAUGAGACGGAAUCUGUUAAAAGCAAGCCUGAUCAAAUCCAAAAUGAGCCUCUUGCGCUACCUGCAGAAGAAAUAGAAAUGGAGGAAAGUGGGAGAAGUGCAACACCUGUGAAUUCAGAGCAGCCAGAUGUCUUGGCUGUUUCUUUGCAGAUUGAUCAAAGACAGAUACAAAAAGAGGAACCAGCGGUAUUUCAGCCCAGUCCUGGAAAGUUAAGUAAUGCAGAAUGUGAAAAAGAAGAGCUGUGCAAGAUUAUUGAUUCGUUGACGGAGAAACUGGAGAUGAGGGAAACUAGACUAUUAAAUAUUAGUAAAGAGAAGGCAUCUUUAGAAGAAGCUUAUGAUAAUCUUAAAGAUGAAGUCUUCAAAAUGAAGGAAGAGAACAGUAGUAUUUCGUCUCUUAAAGAGGAGUUUGCUCAGCGAAUUGCGGAUGCAGAGAAAAAGGUUCAGUUAGCAUGCAAAGAGAGAGACGCUGCUAAAAAGGAAGUAAAGAAUCUCAAAGAAGAUCUAGCAACUAGAUUGAACACUAAUGAAACUGCUGAAUUACUAAAGGAGAAAGAUGAACAAAUCAAAGGAUUAUUGGAGGAAGGAGAAAAGCUUUCCAAACAACAGUUACAAAGUUCUAAUAUCAUCAAGAAGCUAAGAGCAAAAGAGAAGGAAAAAGAAAAUAUUAAUACAAAGCAGAGUAAAAAAAUUCAGGAAUUUGAAGAGGAGUUGCAGCAUCUUAAGCAGGUAUUGGAUGGCAAGGAGGAACUUGAGAAGCAGCAUAGAGAGAACAUAAAGCAGCUAAAUAGCCUGGUUGAACGCCAAGAGAAAGAUCUUGUCAGACUCCAUGCUGAUCUCGAAGAUCUUGAAGAGAGAAACCGAAGUGUUCAGGCAGCUCUCGAUGGUGCAUACAAAGAACUUGCAGAUCUUCAUAAAGCCAAUGCUGCAAAGGACUGUGUGGCCCAAGAAGCAGCCCUAAGUCAUGAAAUCAAAAUGAAGGAAGAGCUGGGCUUAGCUUUAGAAAAAGCACAAGAGGAAGCUCGGCAGCAGCAAGAAGCGUUAGCAAUUCAGGUGGCUGACUUGAGACUGGCCUUGCAACGUGCGGAGCAACAAACAGCUAGAAAGGAGGAUUACUUGCGCCAAGAAAUUAGCGAACUUCAGCAGAGACUUCAAGAAGCGGAAUCUCGUAACCAAGAGCUAAGUCAAAGUGUUACAUCUGCUACACGGCCUCUGCUCCGACAGAUAGAAAACUUGCAAGCAACCUUGGGAGCACAAACUUUGGCCUGGGAGAAGUUGGAGAAGAAUCUCUCUGAUAGGCUUGGGGAAUCUCAAACUGCCCUGGCAGCACAGACUGAAAGAGAACGCGCAGCUACAGAAGAACUUCUUUCCAAUAAAAUCCAGCUUUCUUCCACUGAGUCUCAAAAUAGUAUCCUGAGGCAAGAGAAUAACCGCCUCCAAGCUCAAUUAGAAGGAGAGAAAACCAGGCUUAAGAAACUAGAAAAUGAAAACAACAGGUAUGAAGUUGAGCUAGAAAACCUCAAGGAAGAAUACGUGAAAACUGUUGAAGAAGCAAAGAAAGAAAAGAUGCUGUUAGCUACUCAGCUAGAAAUGGAAAAAAUGAAGGUUGAACAAGAAAAAAAGAAAGCCGUUUUUGUACAAGAAUCAGCAAGAGAGAAGGAACGUAAAUUAUACAUUUCAUCAGCAAUAGAAACUGUCUCAAGUACUCCAUCGCUUUCACGUUCAAGCUCUGUAAGUGGGGCUGAUAUGGCUGGUCUCCAGGCAUCCUUCAUAUCUCAGGAUGACCCUCAUGAACAUUCCUUUGGAUCAUUGUCUACAAGUGGGAACAACCUAUAUGAUGCUGUUAGGAUGGGAGCAGGGUCAAGUAUUAUUGAAAAUCUGCAAUCACAAUUAAAAUUACGGGAUGGAGAGGUUUCUCACCUACAGCUGGAGAUUGGAAACCUUGAGCGAACUCGGUCAAUAAUGGCAGAGGAGUUGGUCAAAUUAACAAAUCAAAAUGAUGACUUAGAAGAAAAAGUAAAGGAGAUUCCCAAGCUGCGUGCACAAUUAAGGGAUUUGGAUCAGAGAUACAAUACUAUUCUCCAGAUGUAUGGCGAGAAAGCAGAAGAGGCAGAAGAGCUGAGGUUGGACCUUGAAGAUGUAAAAAAUAUGUACAAGACUCAGAUCGAUGAACUUCUGAAACAAAGGCACAGUUAAUUCAGAAGUUGCCACUUGGGAAAAAAACCUGUUGUAUUAAACUGUAGAAGUGUAUAAAUUCAAAUAUCUUGUAAAAUGUGUACUAUAGAGUGAUUAUACUGUAGAGUUCACUUGUUGGCCAGAAUCCUUUUGGUUUCAUGAUGGCUGGCUCUGUGCAAUUAAAUUAUUUGUUAAUAUUAAAGAUUUUAUAUCUAUACCUUAAAGCUAAUUUAAAUGGCAAGCAGACUGUCUUAAGUCUAUAUAGUAGUGUGUGACAGAUCUUUCAGAGGUGAGAAAUUUUGACAGCGAAUAUUUAAUCCCUGUGAUAAUUCUGUGACAAUUACCUGGUUGUUAUGCUGAAUUUUUCCUAUUGAAAUGAAUGUUUGGAAGAGAAAUAUAUUGAUUUUGUAAAAGAUACAUGCUGUACAGAUAGUAUUCACUUCUUUUGCAGUCUGAAAUGGGAGGCUUGGGUGCUUUUACGACACUUAAAAAAGCUGUAUUUGUAUUUAUAUUGUGGUGCCCUAACCAGACAAUGAACUGUUUGCUUUCCACAAUGCCAGACAGUUGCCUUUCCUCCCAGCAAAGCCGAGUGGUUUACAUGCUAAUAGUAACCAAACUCCCUCCUAUUAAGUAAAAUGCAACUCUAGUAUUCUGUUUGGUUUUUUAAAAACAGUUUGGCAGUCUUUCUAAAGCAUAAUACACUGCCACUUAGAAGUAAGCUGCCUUUCAAAUUCAGUGGGUUUCAACUUUGGUGAAAAGGCCAUGCAGCAGUCAGGGGGAGAAAUUCCCCAAUAUUGUUGCUGAUUCUUUUAGUGUAUAUGUGUGCACUUUAUUUUCAAAAGUGAAUAAAUAUGUUCAAGAUGCUGUCAA
Anolis sagrei ordinatus is the source of this 4303-nucleotide messenger RNA. RefSeq names its product TATA element modulatory factor 1 (gene TMF1). NCBI's taxonomy places the organism in Eukaryota, Metazoa, Chordata, Lepidosauria, Squamata, Anolidae. Gene Ontology annotation, cellular component: endoplasmic reticulum; Golgi apparatus. The record is from RefSeq and is a predicted model, not a curated record.